Molecule: messenger RNA, 1455 nt
Organism: Nerophis lumbriciformis (worm pipefish)
Lineage: Eukaryota; Metazoa; Chordata; Actinopteri; Syngnathiformes; Syngnathidae
Source: RefSeq, a predicted model, not a curated record
UCAUCCAGGAUGAUCUGGCUCCAGGUGAUGCCUUCAUAUAUGUUGGCUGGGCUCGGCAUGGUGAUGGCUGGCAUGCUCCUGGACCAUGUGCAGCACUGGGUGGUGUUUCAAGAAAUUUCCGAGGUUUUUAUCUUGGUUCCAGCCCUGGUGGGACUGAAGGGGAAUUUGGAGAUGACAUUGGCAUCCAGACUGUCAACAGCAGCCAACACAGGGCAGCUGGAGGAGCCUCAGCAGCAGCGGAGGAUAGUUCUCUGUAAUUUAGCUCUCAUCCAGGUCCAGGCCACUAUUGUCGGCUUCCUGGCUGCGGUGGCAGCGGUGAGUCUCAGUGGUCUGAGCAGAGGUAGUGUGGAUGUUGUCCACACUGCAAUCCUGUGUGCCAGCAGUAUUACCACUGCCUUUAUUGCUGCACUAUCUCUAGGCCUCGUUAUGGUGGCUGUGAUCAUUGGCUCCAGGAGAAUGGGUGUCAACCCAGAUAACAUUGCCACACCCAUUGCUGCCAGCUUGGGUGACAUCAUCACUCUGUCUUUGCUUGCUGGGGUCAGCAGUUUUUUCCUCUACUGCAAAGACAUGUGGUACCUGCCCAUUGCGGUGUGUGCCCUUUUCCUUCUUCUUGCUCCACUAUGGGCCCUCAUCGCCUGUCAGUCUCCACCAAUCAGAGAGAUCCUGAAGUCAGGCUGGCAGCCAGUAAUUUUGUCCAUGUCUGUCAGCAGCAUUGGUGGUCUCAUUCUAGAUAAGACAGUGAGCAAUCCAAACUUUGAAGGUAUGGCAGUUUUCACCCCAAUCAUCAAUGGUGUUGGAGGAAAUCUUGUAGCCAUCCAGGCCAGCAGGAUGUCCACUUACCUUCACUAUAGGAGCGUUCCUGGAGCUAUGCCAAUCAAAAUCACCACGAGCUGUUCUGGACCCUAUGCUACGUUCUGCUCCUCAGAUGUGAAUUCCAAAUCAGCUAGAGUCCUGGUCAUCCUUGUAGUACCAGGUCACCUUCUCUUCCUAUACAUGAUUCAUCUUCUGCAAGCAGGGCACACAGUCAUGACAGCUGCUUUCAUCGUUUGUUACCUGUCGGCCGCGCUGCUUCAGGUGGUGAUUCUCCUCUAUGUAGCCAACGUGAUGGUGAGCUGGCUGUGGCAGAGGGGCUUGGACCCAGACAAUUUCUCUAUCCCUUACCUGACAGCACUGGGUGACCUGCUGGGAACGGGUGUUGUAGCGUUGUGUGAAUUUGUUGCGGUACGCAGACACAAGCCGCUCAAAUGGUUCACGUACAAACAUAAACUUCAAAGGGUCUCGCUGGGGUCCGGCGGCACCCGUCAGAACCAUGAGUACUCGCUUCCAGUUGGUGCAGGCUACUUUGGGUACGUAGCAGUACAGCAAUCCAUGCUGGUCAUCCACGAUAACAUGCUUAAGGUCCUCUGGGAUAAGAACUCUACGUUUUCGGGUAUAGGUACGGCAGGCUUCUUCUAA